UACUCGAUGAUCCAGACACCUUAUAAAACGUUUCUGAAAUGUUUUCUAUGGGGUGCAGGAGUUGGUUUUAAUUAUAACUAGAACCUAGAUUUGCUCAUGGACAUUUGGCAUAUUAUAUAAGCUAAGCAAGAUUAGAAUACGUACGAGAAUAAUAUUCAAAAUGGAUGAGUUAACAGCAGCCCUUGCAUCAAGUUUUGCAGUCAGCAGUGACCCAAACACAACAGCUGCAGAGCACCCUAGAUAUGCUUUGUAUAAAAAUAAAUCUUCACAACAGACACAGGAAGACAGACGACAGAAACUUUUAGAAAUUCAGAAAAGUCGGAGAUUUGAUUUCAUGUCACAUGCCCGUAAUUUAGCAGAAGGCAGUUGGACAGCUCCUGGAGGGUCCGAGGUGACAUCUCCAGAAGAUGAGGAAGAAGGUAUGGAUGUGGAAAUUGUUCUGAAGAAACCAAGUCGCUCUUUUAAAAAUCAGUUAAUGUAUUCAGAAUGGUUGGUGGAGGUACCAGAUGAUUUUGGAGAAGAAUGGGUAACAGUACUAUGUCCAGUAGCCAAAAGAUGUCUAGUUGUUGCUUCAAAGGGAAAUACUCGUGCUUAUACUAAAGGUGGAUAUUGUUUACAUACAUUUCCUUCUUAUUUACCAGGUGGUAAUCGUAAACAGAGUUGUAAAUAUUCUGAUUAUACAAUAUUAGAUUGCUUAUAUAGUGAAACACAAGGUAUAUAUUUUAUAUUAGAUAUUAUGUGUUGGAGAGGACAUCCAGUUUAUGACAGUGAAGCAGAGUUUCGGUUUUACUGGCUUCAAAGUAAGAUAGAAGAAACCCCAGAAGUGCUCCAAGUUUCUCCAUCAAACCCAUUUAAAUUUGUGCCAUUGCCCAAUUUCCCAUCUAAACCAGAAGCAAUUGGUAUAGCAAUGACAACAGCUAAUUUUGAGAUUGAUGGGUUGUUGUUCUUCCACAAAAAAUCACACUAUAUAAUCGGUUCCACACCGCUUGUUGUUUGGUUAAAACCUUAUAUGGUGCCAGAAAUAAUUGGCAUCCCUAUUCCUCAACAAAUAAUGAAAAAAAUACCGGCUUCUUAUGUCAAUUAUAAAACACAUAUUGAAGAAGUUAAAAAUACAAAACAAAUGAACAAGAAUCCACCUUCAAUGAGAGACUCCAAAGCGAGUCCAAAUAAUCCUGCCCCUAAAAAAGAAAGAGUUAUUUUGUCAAAAGGUCAGAAAAAAUCAAGAAAGAAUCAACGACGGAAAUCGGCAGGUGAUUCUAUGGAAGUGGCUAGUGGUGUGCAACAGGAAGCUGUUGAAACUGUUCCUACAGAAAUGGGAGACUGUAGAAAUAAUCCGGUGCCCCCUACUCAGUGAUUCUUAAUGAGUGAUAGAAUAGAAAGACUUGUACUCGUCAAUGUGCUUUUAAAAUCACUUCAAGUGAUAAAGUUAUUAUUCAUUACUGUAGAGGUUGUUACAUACAGUACAUCACAUCCUUUUCACUGAACAUAGCUGAUUAGAAAUUACAAUAAAAAAUUUAAAAUUUGAAUGUAAAUUAGUUUAUAUAAAUUAAUAUAUUGUGCUUUUCAAAAAAUUUUCGUUCAUUUUAAGGUUCCAAAGUAUAGAAGGUUAGCACCUUUAAAUAAAAAAAUUAUCAUUUUGUGUUUUAGGCAAUAAUGGCACACAAAUUAAGUAAGAUGUGAUUCAUUAAAAGUUCCUGAUUUUUAUAUCCCCAACUGCAGAUUUUUAUAGCCGAAUUUUCAUUAUCCUAAUAUUUUGCCUAUCUCUGGUCUGUAUGUAGGUAUGUUCAGACAGUUAUUUCAAAUUAUGUUGAUUGCAUCUCAACAAGAAUCCACCUUCAAUGAGAGACUCCAAAGCGAGUCCAAAUAAUCCUGCCCCUAAAAAAGAAAGAGUUAUUUUGUCUAAAGGUCAGAAAAAAUCAAGAAAGAAUCAACGACGGAAAUCGGCAGGUGAUUCUAUGGAAGUGGCUAGUGGUGUGCAACAGGAAGCUGUUGAAACUGUUCCUACAGAAAUGGGAGACUGUAGAAAUAAUCGGGUGCCCCCUACUCAGUGAUUCUUAAUGAGUGAUAGAAUAGAAAGACUUGUACUCGUCAAUGUGCUUUUAAAAUCCCUUCAAGUGAUAAAGUUAUUAUUCAUUACUGUAGAGGUUGUUACAUACAGUACAUCACAUCCUUUUCACUGAACAUAGCUGAUUAGAAAUUACAAUAAAAAAUUUAAAAUUUGAAUGUAAAUUAGUUUAUAUAAAUUAAUAUAUUGUGCUUUUCAAAAAUUUUUCGUUCAUUUUAAGGUUCCAAAGUAUAGAAGGUUAGCACCUUUAAAUAAAAAAAUUAUCAUUUUGUGUUUUAGGCAAUAAUGGCACACAAAUUAAGUAAGAUGUGAUUCAUUAAAAGUUCCUGAUUUUUAUAUCCCCAACUGCAGAUUUUUAUAGCCGAAUUUUCAUUAUCCUAAUAUUUUGCCUAUCUCUGGUCUGUAUGUAGGUAUGUUCAGACAGUUAUUUCAAAUUAUGUUGAUUGCAUCUCAAGAUUAUCUGCCAAUUAUUUAUCAAUCUGAUUACAAUAGAGAUGUAUAUUUCGUUUCGUUUUUUUAUACUUUCGAUGGCCUCUACUACAUGAAGAUCAGACCAAUUGUAGUGGGAGGUCAUGUCAGAGGUCACUUUUGACCUUAUGAUGUCAGACAUUUGAUUAACCAAUCAGCGUUGAUGUUUCUGUGUGGUUACCCACAGUUUCGUGCAACUCAUGCCAAAAACUUGCCGUAAGAGACCGUUUUAUUGGCUAAUCCCUCACAUCAUUCAGAACGCAAGUUAUAUAACAACUCUUCCAGAUCUUAGUGCAGUAAAGACAAGUAAAACAAAAUUUAGAACUAUAAAAAACGAAACGAAAUGGAUCUGUUUUAAUUAGAUUGAUUAUUUAUCAUACAUUGAACAUAUUAUACAUAGAUGGUGAAUGUACUAAUAUUAUCAGAUAUAUUCCUUAAGAAAAGGGGGGGGUUGGGUGGUCGAAUGGUUAGCACGCUCGCGCUGUAUCAUAAGGCCUGUCAUUGAGUCAACUGGCGUGGUUUCGAAUCCCCGGUUGUACGUGACAAGGAGUAGGGUCGCCUGUCCAACCUCGUGGGUUUUCUCCAGGUCCUCCGGUUUCCUCCCACUGCUAAAGACCCCUACGCGCAAGCGAAUUAUUGAAAUAAAAUUAAACCAUAUGUUAGUCCCGAAAUGACCUAGUUUGUGUCGAGUGGACGUUAAACCCCAUUUCUCUCUCUUUCUCUCUCCCUUAAGAAAAGGAAUGUAAUUGUUAAUGUGAAAAAAGUUCAAACAGAACAUUAUUCAUUAUGUUAAUGAUUGUUAUCAAAACAUUAAAUAUCAUAUUUCAUUGUCA
Patella vulgata (common limpet) is the source of this 3366-nucleotide messenger RNA. Its product is annotated as snurportin-1. Gene Ontology annotation, biological process: snRNA import into nucleus; protein import into nucleus. Bases 161 to 1354 code for a protein of 397 amino acids. The transcript has 9 exons. Gene Ontology annotation, cellular component: nucleus; cytoplasm. Gene Ontology annotation, molecular function: protein binding; nuclear import signal receptor activity. The record is from RefSeq and is a predicted model, not a curated record. NCBI's taxonomy places the organism in Eukaryota, Metazoa, Mollusca, Gastropoda, Patellidae.